AUGCUGUGCCUCAGCUCCCUGUCCACACUCUUCCUCCUGCUUCUCCUCUACUCCCCUCCGCUGUCUGCCCAGGGAAUGCUUGUACGUCUAGCAGGUAGAGGCCGGCGCGGUGCAAACGAGGGACGUGUGGAGGUGCUCUACAAUGGCACGUGGGGCACAGUGUGUGACGAUGACGUAGAUCUUAACCUGGCCAAUGUGGUGUGCCGACAGCUGGGCUUUCAAAGUGGCUUGACCUGGGCGCACAGUGCCAAGUUCGGCGAGGGUCAUGGUUUGAUCUGGUUGGAUAAUGUGCACUGCACGGGCACAGAGUCCUCUAUUGCAAACUGUCGCUCAAAUGGCUGGGGAAUCAAUGACUGCACCCAUGCUGAGGACCUGGGGGUCAUUUGCAGCCAAGAAAGGAGACCAGGCUCCCCCGCUGUCCCCCUGGAGGAGCCUCCUCCAUCAUCCAGGCGCCAGCCAAGCCAGCCAAGACAGAGAAUUCCACCACCAUCGCCCCCAGCCCACAUCACUUCGUCUUCUGCAAGAGGCCAUGAGAUUGCCCUUCAUCGCAACCCGACUUCUUCCCGUCGCAGCAACAUCUCCCCACAGGAAAAUGGCCACGAGAUCCAGAUCUUGAGACGGAAUCGAGGUAGUACCAGACCGAGCCCACAGGUGAGCCCGGCUCUGCCACAGGGGCACCAGCUCCCUUCACGUCUGGCAAACGGUGCAUCCUACAGGCAGAGACUGGAGACAGCGAGGUCCACUCCACAAGCAAUAAGACGAGAGGCUGAGGGACAGACAAACAGGCAGCCUGAGCGGAGGAAUGACCGGCAUCAGCAGCUCAGUGGGAAUCAUGUCGAACCAUACCCUGUUUAUCCAAACGUGGGACUGGAGACUGAUGCGCACUACACACAGGGUUCUGAAAGGGUUCACUUAGAGGAAGCUCGUCUACGGCCUGUACUGUCCGGCAACCAUGGCGGUCUGGUGACGGAAGGCGUGCUGGAGGUGAGGCAUGCUGGGAGGUGGCGUCAUGUGUGCAGCCAUGGUUGGGACCUCAGCAGCAGCCGUGUCGUCUGUGGCAUGUUAGGAUUCCCUGCUGCAGAGGCGUUUGACCAAAACGCCUACAGGAAACUGUGGGACUCCAAGUUGGCCGAUCCAUCCGCAAGGCUGAGGACACAGAUCGGUAAGAAGGCCUACUGGGUGGAGAAGAUGCAAUGUCAGGGCACGGAGGUCUCUCUGUCGCAGUGUCAGGUCCUGCUGUCCCUCCCCAGGAGUGAUGUACCGUGCCGUGGCGGCAUGCACGCUGUGGUCCGCUGUGUCCCUGGAUCCCAGUUCACACGCUAUGGCAGAGCACCUGCACCACCCGCCGUGCCGCCUGUCGUGCGUCUGAAGGCAGGGUCCCGCCUCGGCGAGGGCCGUGUGGAGGUGCUGAGGGAGGGCAAGUGGGGCACCGUGUGUGACCACCUGUGGGACAUCACUGCGGCCAGCGUGGUCUGCAGGGAGCUGGGCUUUGGGACAGCCAAAGAGGCGCUCACCAAGGCUCAGCUGGGACAGGGUACCGGCCCCAUCCAUAUGAACAGUGUGCAGUGCACAGGCAGGGAGAGGUCGGUUACAGAGUGUGUCUACAGACAGGUGCCGCUUUACAGCUGCAAACACAACCAGGAUGUAGCUGUACGCUGCAACGUGCCCAACACUGGCGUGCAGGCCACGGUGCGUCUGGCAGGAGGCAGAGAGCCCUCAGAGGGACGUGUGGAGGUGCUGAUGGAGGUCAGAGGGGUGAAGCGCUGGGGUUCCGUCUGCAGCGAGAACUGGGGCAUCAAUGAGGCCAUGGUGGUCUGUCGACAACUGGGCUUAGGCUUCGCAUCAAGAGCUCAUCAGGAGACCUGGUACUGGCCUGGCUCUGCAGAUGCUGGGGAGGUGGUUCUGAGUGGAACUCACUGCAUCGGCACUGAGAUGUCCAUCCAGCAGUGUCGCAGAAACACAAAUGUCUACUGUCCCAGAGGAGGAGAGGGCAGGGCUGCAGGAGUCACAUGUGUAGAAACUGCUCCUGACCUCGUCCUGGAUGCUCAGCUCGUUCAGGAGACGGCCUACCUGGAGGACCGACCCCUCCACCUGCUCACCUGCGCUAAUGAAGAGAACUGCCUGUCCUCCUCUGCCGCAAGGAUGAACUGGCCCUACGGACAUCGCCGCCUGCUCCGCUUCUCCUCCCGUAUCAUGAACCUGGGCCGUGCUGACUUCCGACCCCGAGCCAGCAGAGAAAGCUGGACAUGGCACCAGUGUCACAGGCACUACCACAGCAUUGAGGUGUUUACCCACUACGACCUGCUGACGUUCAACGGGACCAAGGUGGCAGAAGGUCACAAGGCCAGCUUCUGUCUGGAGGACACCUACUGCCCUGAUGGUAUCCAUAAGCGGUACGCCUGCUAUAACAUGGGUCAGCAGGGCAUCUCAGUUGGGUGCUGGGACACCUACCGCCACGAUAUUGACUGCCAGUGGAUCGACGUCACAGACAUACGACCUGGUGAAUACAUCUUCCAGGUGGAGGUCAACCCUUCCUUAGACAUGGCUGAGUCUGAUUUCCAGAACAACGUGAUGCGCUGCAGAUGCAAGUACGACGGAGCACGAGUUUAUAUGUUCGGAUGCCAUGCAGGUGAUGCUUACAGCGCAGAGGUGGAGGACUUGUUUGACCACCAGCGUCAGAUCUCCAACAACUUCCUGUGAAUUAAGGAACAUGCAGAUUUAAGGACAGAACAACUGUACAACUCCU
Epinephelus moara (kelp grouper) is the source of this 2746-nucleotide messenger RNA. RefSeq names its product lysyl oxidase homolog 4-like. Gene Ontology annotation, biological process: peptidyl-lysine oxidation. The transcript is spliced from 14 exons. Lineage: Eukaryota; Metazoa; Chordata; Actinopteri; Perciformes; Serranidae. Bases 1 to 2700 code for a protein of 899 amino acids. The record is from RefSeq and is a predicted model, not a curated record. Gene Ontology annotation, cellular component: membrane. Gene Ontology annotation, molecular function: protein-lysine 6-oxidase activity; copper ion binding.